Molecule: messenger RNA, 2259 nt
Organism: Penicillium angulare
Lineage: Eukaryota; Fungi; Ascomycota; Eurotiomycetes; Eurotiales; Aspergillaceae
Exons: 3
Coding region: 1-2259 (752 amino acids)
Biological process (GO): DNA-templated transcription; regulation of DNA-templated transcription
Cellular component (GO): nucleus
Molecular function (GO): zinc ion binding; transcription cis-regulatory region binding; DNA-binding transcription factor activity, RNA polymerase II-specific
Source: RefSeq, a predicted model, not a curated record
AUGUCAGAGUCAUCCACCACUCCACAUGGUGAAGCAAGCUCCGUUCAGACCCCGCAAUCACAAUCACAGCAACAACAACAACUCAACCGGUCCUGUGAGUCCUGCAGAAGUCUCAAAGUCCGUUGUCUGCCCAAUCCAUCUACGCCAAACCAAUGCCAGCGCUGCGCCAAGGGAAAGAAGACAUGUGUCUUCGUCGCACCGCAAAGGCGUCGGCCGCGCAAGCGGACCGACUCCAGAGUGGCCCAACUUGAGAAAGAGAUGCGUAUGAUGCGAUCCCUGCUCAAGGAUAAGAUUCGAGAAGAAAGCGAGCAUGGAUCUCCCGAUGACAGCGAUAAUUCUCAGGACAAUGAGUCCACCGAAAUGGAUUUUCAGGGAAGCUUAGGACCCAUCCCGGAGUCCGCCGGGGAUACGUCCGACUCUGCCCAGUUCAUGGAAUACUCCCCGAAUUUCAUCGACACUUCGCAUCCCGGCAUGCAUGGGAGUGGUCCACUCUCAGCACCUCCGACCUUUUCGGGACUGCAUGCUAAUUUUGCAACGGAGUCGAGCGAACCACCUGCCGACGAUGUCAUCGAUCGGGGUAUCAUCUCUAUCGAAGAUGCAGAGCAGCUGGUGGCAUUCUUCAUCCAUGAACUGUCGAGCAUUUUCCCCUUGGUUGUUCUGCCUUCAAAUACCACUGCAGCUCAGCUCCGACAGGCAAAGCCAAUACUGUUUCUUUCCGUGAUCUCCGCGGCGGCCAUUUCCAUCGAUGCAGGCUUAGCGGUUGUUUUGAAUCGUGAAAUGGUUCGUUUGUAUGCAGACAAGUUCUUCAUCGAGGGAGAAAAAUCGUUAGAGUUGAUCCAGGCAUUGCUGUUGAUGAUUAUCUUCUACCUCCCGCCUGGAUCGCCCUUGAGGCUGCAAUUUUACCAGUACACUCAUAUCGCAUCGACGAUGGCACUGGAGAUCGGGCUUGCGGCGAAGAGGCGUAUCACAAAGAAGAAGUCCGAUCGCAAAAAGUCGGAGCCGCAUGAUGAGCAUUUGGCGGAGCAGGCCAGGGCUGUUUUGGGAUGCUACCAUUUAGGAUCAACUGUUGCGAUGAAGACUCGCCGUCCAAAUUUACUCCAGUUCAACGACUGGAUGGCCGAGUGCGUAGAUCAACUGGAGCGAUCACCCCACCGAACAGACCAACGACUAGCCGUGUGGUUUGAGCUUCAACGCAUCACUGACGAAGCUAUGUCUUCGUUUGGCCUGGACGACACCAGCGCCUCGUCUCCGUUGACGGAAUCACGCGUGCAGGCUGUACUGCGGUGGUUUGAUAAGCGAAUGGAAGCAUGGAAGAAUCACACUCCGAACAACAUGCUCACCGUGCCGAUGAUCCUCGAAUAUCGAUCUGCGGUCCUUGCCAUGUAUGAACUAGGCGUCGGAGAGGGCUAUCGAGACCCCGACGCUGUCAAGCGUCGAUACUUCACCCUCCCAACACUCGACGACGACGGCAACCGUAAACAACAAGAGCCACCAAUGAGCGUUAUCCGCAUCGACAUCAAUGUGAAGUGGAUGAACGCCGCCCACGAACUCCUAGACGCCAUCCUGACAUGUAGCGCUGAGACGAUGCGCCGAUUGCCGAACCUGAUGUACACACGUUUCACAAUGGCAGUCACAUCACUGUUGAAGAUCCAUUUCUCAGUGCGGACAGGAGCAUUAGGAGAAGUUGUCACACCGGAAGCCGUGAACGUGGGCUAUUACCUCGAAGCAAUGUCGAACAAACUGGGCGAAGCAAGCGGCGGCGGUAAAUACAAAAUUCCCACUCGGUGGUAUCAAGUCGUAGCAGUCAAGGGCCGAGACUGGUACGAGCGUCUGGAGAAACGGUACUCUGGAUCAUCACCCGAGCCUAGUAGUAAUAUUCCAGCUACAGUGUCCGAUCACCCGGCAGCAGGCUCUGAGCCAAUGACCCCGGCACACAUGACCGGUCCGCAUAUGGAUAGCUCUUUCUCUGUGGCGCCCGGUGUACCGAAUAUGGCACCAAUUGAGAACAUGCGUGAUGGGUAUGUUGCGAUGAGCGGUGUGGGCAUGUGGCCCAUGGACGGUAGUCAUGGUCAAAAUCAGUUCUUCCAGUCCCUUCCUAGUGGUUAUCCGCAGGCAGCUUCACUGCCGCCACAGUUUGCAUAUGACCCACAGAGACUCCCUCCUCAGGGUGCUAGCCAUGGGCCUGGGACGGGCAUGGAGUUGGACGGAUGGCUUCCGGAUGGAAGUAUAUUUGGCAUGCCUCCUCUUCCGGACUUUUGA